GAUGUAUUUAUUUACCUGGAAUUGAUAAUUAGCACGCCAGAACUCAUCUCUUUAUACUCGAAACUGUCCCUCAAACAACCAAUCCCAUUUUGCUACCACACAAUUCCAUUCCUCCUAUGCUACUUCCUCUUGCCAGAAUGAAUUCCUCGGCCUUUUCUUUUCUUUCAGAUUUUGUUCUUGUUUUGUUGCUCUUCAUUCAUGUCCCUUCAUCCUCGAGCAACGAUGACCUGUACACUGCCUGUAGUAAAAAGUUUGAAUGUGGGGGUAUUUCCGCGGGUUUUCCGUUCUGGGGAAAUGACAGAUCACCUGACUGUGGCCUUCCUGAAUUGGAGCUCAGGUGUGAGAAUAAUAUCACCAAGAUGAAUAUCAAUCAGGUUGCAUAUCGUGUUUUGGGAAUCCAUCAGGAUGAUAGAAUUCUCAGGAUUGCAACAGAGGACUCCUUUGUUGGAUUGUGUUCACCUCAAUUUAUGAACAGCAUGUUCAAUCCUAAGGUUUUCGAGUCUGUUGAGGGUUACACAAAUCUGAUAUUCAUUUAUGGUUGCAAGGAUGGUCCUCCAACCAUACCUUUCACUUGCAAAAUAAAUAAGGUUAAUGAUCAAGAUGUUUAUAUCCAAGUAGGAGAUACUGGUCCUGGCGAAUGCUAUCGUAGUGUCUUAGUGCCAUUUUCUAUAACAAAUUGGCCACGAAUCCAACAACCUGUUACUGUCCAAGUUUUGGAAGAACAGUUGAGAAAAGGAUUCGAGGUAAGAUGGAAGGUCGAUAGGCCGGAGGCGUGUGGGGAAUGCAUCAGGUCUAAAGGAGUUUGUGGUAUUGACCAUGUAACUAAGCAAACAACUUGUUACUGUCCAAAUCAAUCAAGUGGAUCAAAAACAUGUGCUCGAGGGUCAAACCGUCUACUCAAAAUAGGGCUUAGCUCAGCAGGUGCUGUUGUUGGUGCCUUUUUGGGAUGCUGGAUCAUGGCCUUUAUACAACGGAAGAGAAGAAAAGCUGCACUAGAGAAAACCGAAGAACUUCCUAUAGCAACUCCUUCAAGCAAAGGCCUUGCCACCUCUACUAAUCUCUCGCAAACCACCCCUUCUCUUACCUCCUUAAAGUCUGACAUUGAUAAGGGUAGUACCUACUUUGGAGUUCGGGUUUUCAGCUAUGAUGAACUUGAGGAAGCAACCAACUUUUUUGAUUCUUCAAGAGAACUUGGAGAUGGAGGGUUUGGCAUUGUUUAUUAUGGUGUACUCAGGGAUGGACAUGAGGUUGCCGUCAAGCGCCUAUAUGAGAACAACAUGAAACGUACUGAGCAGUUUAUGAAUGAAAUUGAGAUCCUAGCUCAUUUACAACACCGGAAUCUGGUGAAACUUCACGGAUGUACCUCGAGGCACAGCCGGGAGCUUCUACUCGUUUAUGAAUACAUUCCUAAUGGAACUGUUGCUGAUCAUCUUCAUGGAAGACAGUCAAACUCUGGUUUGCUCACUUUGCCUGUUCGGCUAAGCAUUGCCAUAGAGACAGCCAGUGCGCUGGUGUACCUCCAUGCUUCAGAUGUCAUACAUCGAGAUGUAAAAACCAAUAACAUUCUCCUAGACAAUGACUUCUGUGUCAAAGUGGCUGAUUUUGGUUUGUCCCGAUUGUUCCCAACUAAUGUCACUCAUUUAACGACUGCUCCACAAGGAACACCUGGAUAUGUUGAUCCGGAGUAUUAUCAAUGCUACCAACUCACGGACAAGAGUGAUGUUUACAGCUUUGGCGUAGUCUUGAUUGAGCUGAUAUCAGCUUUACAAGCAGUGGACACCAAUAGGCGUCGGCACGAUAUUAAUCUGUCUAACAUGGCAGUCAACAAAAUCCAAAAUCAUGCUUUGAAUGAGUUGGUUGAUCCAUUUCUUGGAUUUGAUAAGGAUUUCGUAGUGAGGAGGAUGGUAACAUCAGUUGCAGAAUUAGCUUUCCGGUGUUUGCAACAACAGAGGGAAAUGAGGCCAACUAUGGAAGAAGUGUUGGAGAUAUUGAAAAGAAUUGAGAAUGAAAAUUAUGGAGCAGAAAAGGCAGAUGUAUUGGAUAUUAGUGAGGAUGAUGUUGGGCUAUUGAAGCAUGCUUCUUCCCCACUUCAACUUUCAGCAGACUCAAUGAGUGAUCAAUUCUUGGGAAGCAGUUCUUCCACUAACACACCCCAUUCCUACUAGCUGUAGAGAUUUCCUUUUCCUUUUAGCUUAAAAUCCGAAUUCGCGGUGGCUGAUAUAUACCUAUCAGAAGAAGCUUAAUAGUACAUCUGUACCGAAUCCUCUAAAGCUAGAUCAAGCAAAACUAGAGAAGAACAGGAAAGUUAUUAAUUAGACGUUUCUCACUUUCGAAAGAUAUAUACACUACUGGCAAAGGAAUGAAUCCAUCAAAAGAAUCAGAAAUACAAGUUGGAGAGGAAUUUCUUCAGAUUGAUUACUGUCCCAACUUCCAUACAUAACAUUUCAGUGUGUUAAAAGUUUUGGUUUUUUUCAGGUUUCUGAUCUUAUGUCGUUAAUUAUCAUGUUAUUUAAACAGUCGGACACAGCUUUGAGCCUGCAACAAGAGAAUAGAUUGAAGCAGGUGGGUGUAACAAUGAGGAAAGCAGGCUCUUACAUGGGAAAACUGAAGAUGAACGAGGGGAGGGGAAUUUUGACAAGAUGGGAAACACUUCUGUAGAAAAGUUGUCCGAUCUGUCGUCUUUCUACAACAUGAUAGGCCAGACGUUGGUUGUUGAUUGAUAGUUUUCUUCUGUUUUGAGUUUUUAUAUGUAUAUAUAGAAAAUUUGAUGAAGAAAUUUGUGUCUCUCUUCUAACAUUCAAUUAUUAUGAUUGAAAAAAACAUAAAGCAGCGAGGGUAUUAGUUUUCUAA
Messenger RNA from Populus trichocarpa (black cottonwood), 2850 nucleotides. Its product is annotated as LEAF RUST 10 DISEASE-RESISTANCE LOCUS RECEPTOR-LIKE PROTEIN KINASE-like 1.3. Gene Ontology annotation, biological process: protein phosphorylation. NCBI's taxonomy places the organism in Eukaryota, Viridiplantae, Streptophyta, Magnoliopsida, Malpighiales, Salicaceae. Gene Ontology annotation, molecular function: protein kinase activity; polysaccharide binding; ATP binding. The record is from RefSeq and is a predicted model, not a curated record. The transcript has 5 exons. The coding region runs from base 117 to 2165 and encodes 682 amino acids.